Molecule: messenger RNA, 3836 nt
Organism: Trichosurus vulpecula (common brushtail)
Lineage: Eukaryota; Metazoa; Chordata; Mammalia; Diprotodontia; Phalangeridae
Gene: CACUL1
Product: CDK2 associated cullin domain 1
Exons: 10
Coding region: 356-1597 (413 amino acids)
Biological process (GO): ubiquitin-dependent protein catabolic process
Molecular function (GO): ubiquitin protein ligase binding
Source: RefSeq, a predicted model, not a curated record
GGCUUUACGGCUCCCCUGUUUCGGAGGCGAGCCCAGGAGCGCCCACCAGCAGCCAGCGCGGGUCUCCCGGAGUGUCCUCCGGCUGUCUCGGAUCGGACGCCCUCCCCCUCCUCCUCUUCCCCCCCCCCCCGGGUCCCUCUCUCCUCUCCCCUCUCCCCCGGUCCUUCCCCAUCCGGAGAUGUGAGCGUUGCCAUGAGGCUGUGGUGCCCCCUGCCCCGGGGUUGAGGCAGCAGGUGUCGCAGGAGGCGGGGAAAGGGGGCCGGGAGGUAGCGGGGAGGGAAGGGCGGGGUGUGUGUGUGUGAGUGUGUGCAUCGGGAGGAGGGGGAGUUCUGCGAGGCACCCCGGGGCCGGAGGCAUGGAGGAAAGCAUGGAGGAGGAGGAGGGCGGCGGCGGCGGCGGCUACGAGGCGAUGAUGGACGACCAGAACCACAACAACUGGGAGGCCGCCAUGGACGGUUACCGGCAGCAACCGCCGCCCCAACCGCCGCCACCCCCCUCUUCCUCCUCCUCCUCCCGGGAGCCGCCGGGAGUGCAGCUGCUGGCCGUGGCGGCGGCGGCCUCGGAGAGGAAGGGCCCCAAGGAAGGUCUGGGGCCGCCGCCCGAGGCCAACGGGGUGGCGAUGAUGAUGAUGAAGAGCUGCGACGCGGCCGCGGCCAAGGCGGCCACCGCCCCCACCCCUAGCGCCACCAUCAACAUCAAUACCUCCACCUCCAAGUUCUGUGAGUCCUCUCCCGACCCUCGGCCUCCCUCCUCCCUUUGUCCCGAGGAUCCCCCGCUCCCACAGCCGCGAGUGGCCGCCGUUCAUCGUCCGGAGAGCCCAAAGUUCGCACGGUCGUUAUCUCCCCCUUGGCAGCCACCCUCCCACGUAAUGAAUGUUAUAACUAUUGAAGAUUAUAAGAGCACAUACUGGCCAAAAUUGGAUGGUGCCAUAGACCAGCUUUUAACUCAGAGUCCUGGUGACUAUAUCCCUAUAUCAUAUGAACAGAUAUACAGCUGUGUGUAUAAAUGUGUAUGCCAGCAGCACUCCGAACAGAUGUAUAGUGAUCUGAUCAAAAAGAUAACUAACCACUUAGAGAGAGUCUCAAAGGAGCUGCAGGCCAGCCCUCCAGAACUCUAUAUUGAAAGAUUUAACUUAGCACUUGGACAAUAUAUGGGAGCAUUGCAGAGCAUUGUGCCUCUUUUCAUAUAUAUGAAUAAAUUUUACAUAGAAACCAAGCUUAACAGAGAUUUAAAAGAUGAUCUUAUAAAGCUGUUUACGGAACAUGUUGCAGAAAAGCACAUUUACAGCCUAAUGCCUUUACUUUUAGAAGCCCAGUCAACACCAUUUCAAAUAACACCUUCAACUAUGGCAAAUAUUGUGAAAGGCCUGUAUACACUUAGACCAGAGUGGGUUCAGAUGGCACCAGCUUUAUUUUCUAAGUUCAUCCCAAACAUACUCCCACCUGCAGUGGAAUCAGAGCUUCAGCAAUAUGCAGCGCAAGAUCAGAAACUCCAGAGAGACCUUUUACAAAAUGGAUUUGCAAGAGGUGAUCAGUCACGUAAGAGAGCUGGAGAAGAAUUAGCUUACAGUGUCCACAUAAGGACCAACUUUUCAUGAAGUUCAAACUGACUGUCUUGCAGAUGGCUCAUCAGCAUGUGCCAGUUCCAGAGGGUGCAGAUAGUGAAUGUGUCCUGGAUGUGCUUUCAUUCCUAAAAGGAGACCCUGGAGGAGCUGGGAUUGUAUCCAGAGCACCAGCUUGGGCCCUGCUAAGACUCAGGAGCUCUGUCACCAAGCUAGACUUGGAAGAGGAGGUUGGACUUCGUGCUUGGUUUUCUAAUUUUUCUUAAAAAGUCAGUUGCUGCUAGACCUGGGAAUAAUUUUGAGAGGUGACAAUCUUUCAACAAAUUGUAUUCACACCUCUUCUGUGAGGAACAGGUAUCUUGAGAAGCAUUACUCAGUGAAAAUUGGCAGCCCAAAUCAGCAACUUCCUGCAGAAGACAAGAAGAAUCCUUUUUUGCACUUAUUUUUUGUUCAUUUGUGGACUGUUAAGUGUGUUGGUAUAUAUCCGUUUCAUAUGUCAAGAUAUCUUUUACUUUAAAAAAAAUCAUUAUAAUACAGUAUUUUUUGUCCGUAACCAAAACAAAAUCCCCCUUUUAAAGAGUUGGUCCUUUGUUUAGCAUUAGAAAGUGUGUUAAAAGAGAUUACUAACUCUGCUUUGUCAUGAAUAUUCUGAAUUCUCAUUGGUUCAUUUUUUUCCACUCUGUGCCUUGAGCUUUGUGCACUUUGCAACAACUGAUUUCAAAUUCAAAGAUGCUUCCUGAUGAUGCUCAUGGUAUCAUAUACAAACCCAGGAAGGCACUAACUGCUGCUCAGCUGGCAGGGUGCUUAAUUGAGGGGGGAAAAUUGUUAAUUUGCAGCAGAUUGGUCGGAUAUUCUGUCUGCUUUAAUAUGUGUAUGUUUAUAUUAGUGUUGGGGACCAACUCUUGGAGAAAUUUUCAUUCCCUUUAUCACUUAACCAUGAAUGUGUCAGCUGCUGCAAGUGUUGACAGUAGGUUAACUUAUGAACCUCAGAACACAUACCACUGCUGUGUUUCUAGUGUCGUCAGAACAACUAGCGCCUUUUGAAGUUCUGAGUUAAAUUUUGAAUCCAAAUGAAAUCAGUGGUGUAGGGUUCCUGAUCCAUUUCUUUUUAACAGGUGAGAAAUGUACUUGACAGAAUAAAGCAGUUUGACUCUAGCUUUUGGUAGCCAUAGCAUCCUGACAGAGCUCCUUGGCGUGGCAGAGGUGGGGUUUAGACCUACUUUGCUGUCACAAGGACUCUUCCCAGCAGAGGCGAGGGGGCAUUUUCUCUUCUACGCCCACAGUACUCUCUCCUGGCCAAGUUCCUUUAAGUUUAUUCCCAUUUGAAAGGGGGAGAAAAUUGCAAGAUGUGGCAGGGAAAAAUAUUUCUUCUUUCCUUAAGUCCAAACAGACUAUAUUGCUUUGUGUUACAGACUUCAGUUUUAUGUGGCUAUGUCAGAAUAACUUUUACCUCCUCAAAAAUGGCAGAGGUGGCAAAGAGGCCUUUAGAGGGACCCUUUGGAUUGGUCCACUCGCUCCUGUUUUGAAGCCUUGUCUCAUGUAGCCUCCAUAAAUUCCAGCUGGCUCUUUUUGGAAGGGAGUUAGGCAGUAAGACAGAGGGUUCAAAAGAAAGAUCCAGGGAAGCAAGUCAUCCUUUCAAAGGAAGCCUCCACUUUGGGAAGAUAAGAAUUGAAGGUGUUAUUGAGUUUUCAAAUUAAUUAGGAUCAGUGGUUAAGGAGAACCUUCCGAUCUUAUGGAGCACUUUGAGCAGGGUCCAUUUAACCAUCCAAGGAUCUGUAGGUUGUGGUAAUAGAUAUUGAAUUAUUGUAAAAAAAAAAAAAUAUAUAUAUAUAUAUAUAUAUGUACAUGUACAGGAACAAAAUGUGACCUGAGAAAUUGAUUUCUACACCAGUAACAUUCUAAUUUAGAGUGUUGAAGAAUUCUUUCAUCAUGUAGUUAGAAUUUUACUUUGUUAAUAAAAAGUUUGAUAUUGAGCUUGUAAAUAGUACACAGAACUGAAGUCUCAUGUCUGAGAAGGUCGUUAUAAUAAAUUUUCAUUAGGAAGUAAACUUCAGUGUCCUGCAAAAAGGAAAAACUGAACAUUCCUCUUAAUCUAGAUGAAUGCAUAAGCGUCCUAGUGGUAGUGAAAGCCUUUUUCCACAAUGUAGCAUUCUUGCUUGUCCAACAGUAUGUAUGAACUUCCUUUGUAAGAAAAAAAAUACUGUAUUAUGUUGUGAAUUGGCAUUAAAAUUUCUGUAUGUUUUUGCAUUAUUAACUUAAUGCAGAGGUAUUUUUA